ACUGGGGGUUCUGACGAGGGAGAGAGAAAGAGAGAGGGGGGUUUAAAACGUCAUUCCGUGUGGGAGCCCUGAUAUGUGCGACACUCGAGGAGUUUGCGCUCCGGUCAGGCUCGCGCACUGGGAUCCUAACCGUCACCAGCACAUAAAAGCGCGGAUAACGGAGAUGAUUCCCCUCACACAGCAACACGACACGGAGCAAAGUGUGCGCAGAUGGCAGCGAAGAAGUGUCCUGACAGUUUCCACACACCUCUGGAUGUGACGCGCUCCAAGUAGCGGAGUUUACCGUGACAGACCGCAGGUGGGAUUCCCAUAAGAGGAGAGCUCGGGUUUGACUUUUUGUUGGACAUGGGACCGGGUCUCAGCUGUUUUGGAUACGGUACCGGAGGAACCGCGUCUUCUUGAACGGGGAGCUGUCGACAGUAGGACACCGACGAGAUGCGCUCCGACCACGGCUUCAUCCUGCUGCUCCUCAACGGGACAGCCUGCUUGCUGGCUCUAGGACAGGAAGAUACCCACUCGUCAUCUUCCAUCCCCUCAUCUACGUCUAAGUCCUCCUCCUCAGCAGACUCUUCCAAAACUUUGGGGGUUCUGGGAUCUCAGGGUUCGAUUUCACCCUUGAGUCGCUGGGUGAUGCACAGCCGCGGCCGUGCCGCCAACACUUCCACUAUGGAACUGCCCUAUCGUUCGCCAGUGCCCUUUUCCAAACAAGAAUUUUGGGAGAUGCUGGGCAGCGAUCUUUUCAAAUCAGACACGGACGCAUCGGGGAGCUCACGUGUCAAGCGCCGCCCACCCAUCGUCAAAACUGGCAAAUUUAAGAAGAUGUUCGGCUGGGGCGACUUCUACUCCAACAUCAAGACGGUGCGCCUCAACCUGCUCAUCACGGGGAAGAUCGUGGACCACGGGAAUGGAACUUUCAGCGUCUACUUCCGUCACAAUUCCACCGGCCAGGGGAACAUCUCAGUGAGCUUGGUACCUCCGGUGAAGGCAGUGGAGUUCGACUUGGAGCGCCAGAGCGUGGUGUACCCUAAAGACUCGAAGAUCUUCAACUGUCGUGUAGACUAUGAGAAGGUGGACCGCAGCAAACGCACCUCGCUGUGCAACUAUGACCCCUCCAAGACCUGCUUCCAGGAGCAGACACAAAGCCACGUGUCCUGGAUCUGCUCCAAACCCUUCAAGGUCAUUUGCAUCUACAUUUCCUUCUACAGCACAGACUACCGACUGGUGCAGAAGGUCUGUCCAGACUAUAACUACCACAAUGAGAUGCCCUACCUACCCUCAGGCUAGAGCUUCGUGGAGCAAUUGUCUGGGGCAAGGAGGGCUGGUUGGGGGGAAGGAGUUGGUAUACAAAGGAACAGUUCUAUUAAGGAUGCGAAGAUGAAUGUGCAAUGCUAAUAUGGGAGGGUUUUUCUUUUAUCUAAAGACUCUUCAGAAACUUAUCACUGAGCUGAUAUGGAACAACCCCUCAUGAUUUUAACACCACAGGUGAUUCUCUAAAAGGUGAAUGUACAGUAUUCGAUGUGCUGCAGUUGAUGUCUUGAAGAACCUCUUAAGCAACCUGGCGAAUAUGACCUGCAAAAACACAUAUAUGCAAAACCAAAUGGUCAGGCCCAGGUGCUCAGGGUGGAAGUGUCUGCUACAUCAGUCCGAGUCCCUGAUUGGCUGCGCUCAUCAGUUUCCAGUGUUACAGUCUUCUAAAAAACAAAUAGGAACAAGAAAACAUGCUUGUCACCCCAGGCUGUUAUUCAGAGGUGGAAGACAUGGCUGACUUUGUGUACACUCUUAAAAAUAAUGGUUCUUUUUUAGCAUCUAUUGCUCUUUAAAUAUCCAUGGAAGCUUUGCAUUGAACAGAAGGUUCUUUAGAGUGGAGGUUCUUUAAAUUUUACUUCACUGAAAAGUUCUUCUUGGAACCACAAGAAGCUAAAACCACCCCUUAGAAGAACCUUUACUUUUAAGAGUGUAGCUUGUUUUCCCAAAAACAAACACAGCUAAAGCAACCUAACACAAAAUUUACACAGCAUGACUCACUGACACUUUUUUCCACAUCUGUAUAUUAUACACAAAAACAAAGGAUGAUACAAGAAGAAGAUUAAAAAGGAAGCCAGUGCUGUAAAUGAAAAAUGCAGGAGAGCAAAAUUUACAGAUUUCACAAAAAGAUAAAAGCCUCCACCUCCCUAAUAUCAAUGAGAAAGAACGAAUGCAUUAUAGAAAGCACUUUAAUUAAAAAUACAGCACCGAAAAAGAGAUGUUGAGUCUGCAUUGAGCCCAAUCUCUCUAUUGUUCUGACUGUUAGGAAAGAGCAGAAAAGACGUUUUGUUUAGUCAGGAUUCCUGACUUUGUGCUGUGAUAACUGUUCUGCUGAACGCACGAUUGCUUCGUCCUUGUCUGAACAUUCCCUUACAGUCAGCCAGUUUAUCGUUGAGAAAAAAAAAACAAGAAAUAUUAUUGUUCAUUUUGCAUAAUUUAAUCGCGCUGCAUUGGGAGAGCUUGCAUUACAUUAUGAGAUUUACCUGGCCGAGACCUUUUCUGGAUGUAAAAUUACCACAUUAGAUUAACGGCAUUCAAGCUGACCUUCAAUGAACACACUGCUUAUUGAUAAUUGUUGUGAAGGAAAAACAGUUAUAUACAAUCCAAGUGGAUUUAGAUAAAAGAUGGGCAGACCUUUUAUGUUACAGGCCAGGUGAAGUCAGGGAAGAAAUGACAGAUGGGAAAAGAGAGAGGAAGGAUGGAAAGUAAAAGACAGCAGUAGGAGUUAUGACGUCUGCAGUGACGAGCGGGUGUACGUGACAGAGUGAAGAGGAGAAUGAAUGAGGAUAUGAAAGGGGAAAAGGGUGAUGCACAACAUGAGAAAAUGAACAGGAGAUGGACCGGGAACAAACAGAUGAGAAAGAGACUAAAUGAAUAUAGGGGAGGGGAAGAGGAGAGAAUCAUGGAAAAAAGACUGAAAAACAAACUCAGGAUGCUAAAUAGAGUAACAUAAAAGCACAAUAUGGAACAUCAAAGUGUCGUCUUACCGAGAGAGUUGGAGGGAAGAAGCUUUUUAUGAGCCCACGAAGGGGAAAAAAACCCUCUUUGCCUGAAGUUAAAUUCAGUACGGUGAAUACACCCCUGUGGGUUUCAACGCAAUUUAGAGUGUAACAAAGACGGAAAUAUCCUGCCGGAUAGAUCAGUUUAUCCUUGUUCUUAAAAGACGUACUAUUUAUCUCCCUCUAAUCUCAAAUGUAUUGUUUUACUUACAGACAAAGCUGCACAACACUUUGACAACAGCCUGUGUUCCACUGUCAGUGUGUGUAGGGUCCUAACUAUAACGAAAAGUGCGCAGGGUCCAAAAUAAUAUCACCAGCAAUUCAUUCGGAAACUUGUAGCAUCAUAUAUAGGCUGGUUAAAAAACAAAAAACAAAAACAAAAAAAACAAAGUUAAACAAACACUUUAGAUAUCACAGAUAAAGUUAUAAUGAAGAAAAGUUAUUAUCUCCAUUCAGCUUAGUAGAUGGUAUGAUUUUACAUCACAUAUAUCAUUCAUACAAUCCGACUUAAACCAUGUUGCGAAUCUUUCUCUGUGUUCAUUUUGUGCCCUGUAAUUGCUAAAGAGGGUAGAAGAAGAGUCACCUGUGACUGCCAGAACAGGUCUGUGUCUGUUCAUUUGAUCCAGACUGUGUUGCUUUGAUCUGUCUCUGUUGCUUCCUAAACCGCGUGGAGCUGUUUGGCCAGUCUGGUCAUAUCAAAUUUGCCUCAGUCUAAUUCUCAGAACAGACACGUGAAAAUAAAACACCUCUGUCAGUGCUCCAGGCUUUACCCAGUGCAGCAUGUCUGGUCUGCCCUGCUGGUGAACUGAGCACCGGGGCUCACAGCUCUCUGCUCUCUUCUCCCCUCAGGCGCUGGUCUGGACUGAGCUUCCUAAUCUCCUGCAGCUUAACUACACUACUGCGUGCACACACACACACACACACACACACACACACACACACACGCAGCCGCUCACGUAACGGCAUAAUUGCUCAAACUGCAGGAAUCUUUAAUCUUUUUAUUAUCGGUUCUAUUUUGUUCAUUCUUUCAUUUGUUCACUUCCUUUUAUUUGUUUGCUUUUUUAUUCAUUUUUGUCUUUUGUGCUUUCUUCUGAGAUAAUCUUUCUUUUUCCUUCUUUGUUAAUUUUUUUUGUUCACUUCCUUUAAUGUUUGCUUCCUUCAUUCAUUCUGCCUUUUUUCACUUUCUUCUUCCAUUCACUCUUCCUUCCUUCCUUCCUUCCCACCCACUCACUUUCUCUCGCUCUCUUUCUGUCUGAUCCUCAAGAAACAUCUUCAGCAAACCCCUAGUGGUUCCCUUCACUCUUCUCAUGGUCACAGGAUGUUUUUGGAGCCCUUCUUUCUAGCGCUCCCACACUUAGCUAACAACAGAACAGUAAGUGUUCCCCUGAUGAUUUGCUACGAGAGUUUGCUGACUAUAGUGUGUCUAUAUUAAACCACUGAACACGAGCACAAGUGGGCUGCACUAAAACGUACAGUUUAGAAAUCAAUCCUAAUUUGCUUCUAAUUGCUUUCAGGUAACAGUAGCACUCUGAAUGUUACUUAAAUCUGUUUAUACCCAUACACAACGCAGUCCAGGGGAAAUGUCUCCAAAACAACUCAGAAUCUCUCUCUGACUGCAGAAGAUGGAUAAGGAGACUACACUGUCACGCACUGCUGGGCGUUGCCAAAGCAAGGAUAAAAGUUGAAGUGGAGGAACUCUUCAGUUGUCAUAGCAACAGGCUCCUUGGCUGGCCUGUUGGACUUGGACGGAGCAUCGGACACCUGGUCAGUCCGGAGAACCAGAACUGAGCUAGCAGCCUCUGUAAGCAACAAAUUGUACAAUGAAAUGUGGUACAACAUGUACUGAACAGACAUAUACUGCACAUAAAUAAAUGAAUAUUUAUAAAUAGAUAUAUGAAAAUAUAUAUAUAUAUAUAUAUAUGAAUACAGAUAUAUCCAAUAAUCCAACUCCCAGGAACUGGAUGAAGCUGUAUUACAUGUCAGACAUACAGUGGACUCUUCUCUGGUUCAUUUGAGGUUUACCGUUUAUUUCUCUAUUUUUACAUUGUUUAUUUUACGUGUGUGUCAUAUUGAUAUAGUGUAUGGAUGACAAUGGUGGCAUUUAUUGUGGUUUUCUGACAUCUGACAAAAAAAAAUAUCUGAAUAAAUUAGAAGGAAAGCACUGAGUUUGGCUCCCGAGCUCAGAGGGCUAAAGUGACUGUCGUCUCAGGUCUCGUCUUGUUUUGACUGCUGAUUGACAGAGGGGAUGACAUGAGCACCACAUGAAAGUCUAUGUUAUCGCUCUAUUUGCAUACCUGUAUUCAGUGCCCAUGGCAAGAAGCGGGGAAAACAGGAGGCAAUGGUCCACAGGGACACGGGAGAAAGAGAUUACAGAAUUACUGAGACGGUGGAACUAUACAAUAAAUUACACUUAAACCGUGUCAGCAUGAACUCAAAACGUCUACAAAGUUUCUCUUACUUUCUGUUCUUUCUUGGAAAUAAGUGGCAUUAAAUCUGUCCAGCAUCACAAUUAAACCUGACAUUUCAUAGCAUGCAAAUGAGCUUAAAUGAUGUUGUCAUAAAGCAGAUUGAUUACAAUGUGGUAUCUGAUAGCAACUUCAGCUCCCCCUUCUGUUUAUUUUGUCUUUAUAUAUGUUAUUUCACAUCCCUAACCGCCCUCCACUCUCUCCUCUUUUGCUCUCUUUCCUCUCAUCUCCCAAUCCGGCCUCUUGCACAGCCUGCCUGAGGAUAACCUUGGAGAGAGUGAUGAAACCGCUCUAAUUUGAGCGGUGUGCUCCCGCUCAACCCAACGUUAAUAACAUAAUUCAAAACAAACCAGUGGUGGCGCCCCACAGCACAUCACACAGCGAGCGAGAAGAGAACAUAAAUAAAGACUGACAAAAGGAGCGAAAGAUAAGAGGAGAUAAACAGAUUUAAGAGGGCAGGAGCACAACAAAUACAGGAGGUGAAUAGAAAAAGAACGUUGUUGAAAUAUUUGAAUAUGAAAUAAAUCUCUACAGUUAAUAAAUAACAGAGUAUCAGACGCUGCUUUGGGUUGUUGUGUUUUCAGAAGACAGCAGGAAUAUGCUAAGGCCUGCGAUCCGCUGAAAGUUAGCCCGUAUGUCG
Molecule: messenger RNA, 6128 nt
Organism: Carassius gibelio (silver crucian carp)
Lineage: Eukaryota; Metazoa; Chordata; Actinopteri; Cypriniformes; Cyprinidae
Product: neurexophilin-1-like
Exons: 2
Coding region: 436-1284 (282 amino acids)
Molecular function (GO): signaling receptor binding
Source: RefSeq, a predicted model, not a curated record